GUGCUGGUUGAUGACUCGCAGGUGAGCGGAGGAGUAAAGAGCGCGAGGAGCCCCGGGCCCCGCUCGGCCCCAUGAUCGAGGAGUACCACCACGGCGCCAAAGAGUUCCCGCCCCUUAAGUCUCUGCCGGGCCUUCGCUUCAGGAGGAGAGCCGACCCCCGAGAGUCCAGUGAGCGGGAGUGGACGUCUCCGCUGACGGAGCGCCAGCGCGAGGAGCAGAAGAGCGGCUAUGACGCUCCGCGGAGAUUCGGCCCACCUGCCGACUCCAGACUCGCCGACCCGCGGAGGCCGGAGGGGGCCCCGCCCGCCGGGGCCACGGUGCUCAGGAACUGUCCCAGCCCGGCGGGUGUGGAGGCGCCGCGGUUCGAGCGUGAGCGUCUGUCGCCGCUGCACCAGAAGGACUCAGCAGAAAUGAGCCCGGUCCCCCGCUUCGAGAGCCCCAACAGUGAACACUCUGAUGAUGGGCCCCUGGAGGCCCCGCCUCUUCCCCCUCCUCCCAAAUCCAUCCUGAAAGUGCCAGGCCGCUCGGGGCCCCUGUCCUCUGUCCGCCAGCACAGUGACUCCCCAGGACACACGCCACCUCACGACGGGGGGCACCCGCCCGCACGCUACGAGGGGCCUGGCCACAUGGGCCCCUCCAGACCGCACGCUCCAGGGUGGUACGAGGGCAGUGGCCCUGUGCGCUACGAGGACUCAUCACGAUUUGAGGCGCCGCACCACGCAGGCCCCAGCAGGUUCGACGGGGGGCCGCCUCAUCACAACCUGCCAGAGCGAUUUGAGGGGCCCCACAUGUCUCUCGGUCCGGUCAGAGGCGGGGACAGCAUCAGCCGCCUUGACGGGCCCCCUCACCCUCAGGGCCCAGGGAGGUUUGAUGGACCCAUCAGUCAGCAGCCCCCGGUUAGGUUUGAGGGCCCAAUUCAGCGCUUCGAGGGCCCGCUACGCUUUGACAACAACAUGGCCCUGGGCCCUGGAGCUGGACCAAUUGGCUUCCAGCAGCCGCGGCCCCUGCGCUUCGACGGCCCUCCAAACCAGAUGGGCCCCAUGAGGUUUGAGAACCCCAGUCAUAUGCGCUUCGAUGGGCCCGUUCAGCCGGGGCCCAGGUUUGACUUACCCAACGUAGCCCACCAAGGCGGGCCCCCACUGUAUGAGGGGCCCCUGAGGUUCCCCCAACACAACCUGCAGCCCCCUAUGAGACCCCUGGCCCCACCCAUCUAUGACAGUCCCCUGGGCCCCCAGCAGAACUUCAACAUGGGCCCCCAGCGCUUCCCGGAGCCCCUGAACCCUCAGUUCCAGACGGGUCCGAUGGCGUUCCCGGCGGGGCCCAACCUGCAGCCAGGGGGAAGCUUCAACAUGCAGCCGGGGCCGCCCUUCAGCCAGCCGGGCCCCGGGCCCUUCUACAACCCCGCGGCCCCCGCCGUCAGCAUGCCGCAGCCGGUGAACCUGUUGGGGAACCCGUCGCAGCCGUUCCUGCCUCAGAGCUCGGCGCCGUUCACUCAGACUCCGCAGGUCGUCCCCACAGAGAAUCACUUCGGUCAGGUCGACGUUAACGACCUGCUGACCAAACUCAUCUCCACCGGCAUCAUCAAACCCUCGCAGCCCGACGCCGCGCCGGCCCCCGGCUCCGAGUCGGCCUCGGUGGCCUCGGCGGCUCCUCCUGCGGUCGAGGAGGAGGAAGAGGAGGCCGAGGAGGCGGAGGAGGACGAGGACGUUGACGUCCCGGACCUCACCAGCUUCUCCCUCGACGACAUGAAACUGCGUUACGAGAGCGUGGUCACGAAGCUGUACUCGGGGAAUCAGUGCUGCCUGUGCAGCAUGAGGUUCACCGCCGCUCAGACCGACAUGUACGCCGACCACCUGGACUGGCACUUCAGACAGAACCACGCCGGCAAGGUCGCCAGCAAGAAGAUCACACACCGCCGCUGGUACUACACACUCAGGGACUGGAUCGAGUUCGAGGAGAUCGCCGACCUGGAGGAGCGAGCGAAGAGUCAGUUCUUUGAGAAGGAGAACGAGGAGGAGGUGCAGAAGAGUCAGGCGGCCGCCAAGGAGAAGGAGUUUCAGAGCGUCAAGGCCACCAAGGACCAAGUGGGGGAG
Messenger RNA from Plectropomus leopardus (leopard coralgrouper), 2093 nucleotides. The record is from RefSeq and is a predicted model, not a curated record. Lineage: Eukaryota; Metazoa; Chordata; Actinopteri; Perciformes; Serranidae.